Pangasianodon hypophthalmus (striped catfish) is the source of this 1446-nucleotide messenger RNA. It is a transcript of the gene dscc1, whose product is annotated as DNA replication and sister chromatid cohesion 1. The coding region runs from base 145 to 1323 and encodes 392 amino acids. Lineage: Eukaryota; Metazoa; Chordata; Actinopteri; Siluriformes; Pangasiidae. Gene Ontology annotation, cellular component: Ctf18 RFC-like complex; chromatin; chromosome, centromeric region. Gene Ontology annotation, biological process: maintenance of mitotic sister chromatid cohesion; mitotic sister chromatid cohesion. The transcript is spliced from 9 exons. The record is from RefSeq and is a predicted model, not a curated record.
GAGAGAUCUGGCAACCCUGGUCAAAGGAGUCUUCCGCCAGAAUAUUGCGGGAAAAUUGAGCUCCCAACAAGCUGAAGAAGAUUAGCUUUAGCUUUAGCUGUGACUGCACUGUUUUGAUUCAGCAGCGUUAGACGAGGAGACGCUAUGCGGACAUUAGAGGAGGUUCAGGCCACGCUACACAUUGCCAAGCUGAAGGAGGAGGAUUUGCACCCUGUAACACACUGCCUGGCAUUCAGCGACACUGUUUCCUCUGGAGAUUACUGCCUCAUGGAACUGGACGAUACACUCUGUAAACACAUUGAAGCAGGAAAGAGUCUCACAAUCAGAGGUGACAAAGACGAGCACGCGGUCCUAUGCAGUGAAGACAAGACCUAUGACUUGAAAAUAGCAGACACGUCCAAUUUGCUGCUGUUUGUACCCGGAUGUAGGACUCCAGAGCAGCUCUCUGACAGCGCAUCAGAUCCUGAAAUAAUCCACGCCCAGAUCUGGGGUUACGCUAACAGUUACUGGGAGCUGAGAUGCCAACGACCAAAGUUAAAGAAACUCAAGAAGCUGCUUAUGGAGAACCCAUAUGACGGCCCACCGAUCGGUGCACAGGAAGAGUCUCCACAGCUCAUCAAGUAUACUAUGGAGGACCUUCUAGAGAGAAUCCAAGGAAGCCAAGAGGAGAUUGAGGCCUACCUUCAAGGAAUUCAUGCAUGUAAAAUUGAUGGAUACUGGCGGAUUUUGGAUUUUGAUUACGAGCUGAAGCUCCUGGGUCAUGUGACUCAACUGGUGGAUUCAGAGUCAUGGUCUUUCAGUAAAGUGCCUCUCAGUGUGUGUCUGGAGGAGCUGGCGCCUUUAGAGCCUAAAGAAAUGAUAGAGCACUGUCUCAACUGUUACGGAAGACGGUAUAACACCGAAGAUGGGGAGGUGAUGUAUGCGCUGGAUGAGGACAAAGUGUGCAGGGCCAUGGCUCAAAUGUUGCUGCAGAACGCUGUUAAGUUCAACCUGUCCGAGUUUCAGGAAGUGUGGCAGCAGAGCGUUCCUGAGGGCAUGAGCACAAGACUGGACCAGCUCAGCGGCUUAGCUCUGGUGGACUGCAGCACGAGGCCAGAGACCAUCUCACUGUUGCAAGUAGAGGACCUGCCUGAGGACACGCUGGAGCGCUUUAAUGCUCUCUUUGCUUUGAGGGAGAAGUGGACACAGCAGGACAUAGAGCCCUACAUACGGGAUCUGUGUGGAGAGAAGCAAACAACUGGAGCUCUGCUGACUAAACACGCCCGUUCCUCCAUGCAGAACGGGAUCAAGGUCUACAACUCAAGAAGACCAAUUGCAACAUGACAUGUAAUUUCACUUCUUUAUUUAACACUCAAAGUACAUUUUAAAAUGUUUGUUCCCUCUGUGUUUCUGCUUUUACAUAUAAUGUAUUGCCAACAAUUUGUUAAUAAAAUGUAUUAAACAGUA